GUUGUUGUUCUGCAUUCCCAUCAUCCAAGGUCAACUACCGUACUAUAAUGAAGAGUUUAAAAACGAGACAGCCAUAUUUUUCGAAAAUCAAGGCGAAUUAAGAAUUAUAGGUGCACAUUGGGAGCUAGUAACCUAUGUACCUUUAAUUAAUUAUGAUAAUAGAUAUGAUCAAUUAUCAACUGAAAUUACUAAUAUGACCCACCAUUGUAAAGAUAUGUUAUCAGAGUAUGAAGUAUGUUCAAGGUUUGCCCAUGUGGUGAAAACCAUGUUUAUGGAGAUAGCGUCACAGAGAGAACAAAUGUAUGAAUCUAUAGGUAGAUAUGUGAACACCGAUAGUAAAAUAUCAUCAGUUAUUAGAAGUAGGCGAGGGUUGAUAAACAUUGUGGGAAGUGCUAUGAAAACUUUAUUUGGGGUAUGUGAUGAUGAUUGUACAAAGGAGACCAAUAGUAAUAUUGAGAAAAUAGAAACUAGUAACGAGAAUAUGUUACAUAUUUUAAAAAGUCAGACUACUGUAGUGAAAUCGGUAGUGCAAGGAAUAGGAAGUACAUCCACUGAAAUGAAUAAUUUAUACCUUGAAUUAGGGAAAAAACAAGCUGAUAUAUACAAAAAAUUAAAUGAAGCCGCUAACCACACCCACACGAUUGAAACAAUGAUACUUAGCAAUAGAAUACAUAAUAUUUUUACGGCGUUAUUAACACAAUUUUCCUAUGAAACUACUACUAUCAGUGCAAUAAUAACAGCCGCUAGGACUGGAAUAUUACAUCCAAGCUUAGUGACCCCGCGAGAACUAGCGCGACAAUUAACUCAAAUAAAAUUAAAUUUACCUGUAAAUCUUAAUUUACCGAUGGGUAUCAAACCAAAUGAAAUUUAUGAACUAAGUAAAAUCACUAAGAUGGCAGUAUAUUACAGUGGAAGUCAAAUAGUUUUCUUGAUAAAGAUACCAUUAAUAACCGAAUUAGAAUUGACCUUAUUCAAAAUAAUUCCAAUACCUCAUAAAAUCGAUACAAACCAUAGCAUAAUAUUAAAGCCAGAAUUUCAAUACGUAGGCAUAACCAAAAAUCGUAGACAAUUCACAACCUUUACGGAAACUCAAUUAUUAAGUUGUACGGAGACAGAAAUAUUCAAUAUAUGUCCAGAAUUUCAACCCAUACAACAUGAAUCAGUAAGACAGCCAUGUGAAGUUUCAUUAUUCAAAAAUCCGGAAAUACUACCAAACAACUGCGAAGCAGGAAUAAUAGUAAUAACAAAGAAUAUUUAUCAUAAACUCAAAUAUGCAAACACUUGGAUUUAUACCACCAACAGUGAUACCUUAACUAUAACUUGUCAAGGGGAACGGGAACCACACAUAGUAAAAUUACAGAAUCAAGGGUUAAUUAAUUUGAAACCAGAAUGUAGAGCAUAUGCUAAUGACAUAGUUUUGAACCCCACGAGAGAAAUAAAAUCAAAAUAUUAU
Molecule: messenger RNA, 1453 nt
Organism: Acyrthosiphon pisum (pea aphid)
Lineage: Eukaryota; Metazoa; Arthropoda; Insecta; Hemiptera; Aphididae
Exons: 1
Source: RefSeq, a predicted model, not a curated record